Molecule: messenger RNA, 3564 nt
Organism: Morone saxatilis (striped sea-bass)
Lineage: Eukaryota; Metazoa; Chordata; Actinopteri; Moronidae
Gene: adgrg7.1
Product: adhesion G protein-coupled receptor G7, tandem duplicate 1
Exons: 16
Coding region: 126-3161 (1011 amino acids)
Biological process (GO): cell surface receptor signaling pathway; G protein-coupled receptor signaling pathway
Cellular component (GO): membrane
Molecular function (GO): G protein-coupled receptor activity
Source: RefSeq, a predicted model, not a curated record
AGUAGGCUUCUGGCACACUGACACUUUCCCCACUGCAGAACAACUCGAACAUCGGACCACAACAACAACAUGAGUAGAUUUAAUAAACCGGACUGUAAACUCGCGAUCUGGAGCCGUUAAUCAAGAUGGACUUUUGGUUUUUCACUUUGGCUAUUUGUUUGGCCACCUCUAGAACUGGAGCACAGUCAACCACAACAACACCAUCAGCGUCAAAUGUCACUAACGUAACCAGCACCACUGUGUUCCCUGUUUCUGCCCUUACCACUACUGCUGCUCCUCCUACUGCUCCCCCUACCAACACUACCACUACUGCUACUCCUCCUACUGCUCCCCCAACCAACACUACCACUACUGCUACUCCUCCUACUGCUCCCCCUACCAACACUACCACUACUGCUGCUCCUCCUACUGCUCCUCCUUCUACCAACCCUACCACUACUGCCAUCCCUAAUCCUACUGCUCCUCCUACUGCUCCUCCUCCUACUACUGGUGCUCCUCCUACGACUCCUCGUCCUACUAACACUACUACCCCUGCUCCUCCUACGACUCCUCUUCCUACCAACACUACUACCCCUGCUCCUCCUACGACUCCUUCUCCUACUAACACUACUACUGCUGCUCCUCUUCCGACUCCUCCUCCUACUAACACUUCUACCCCUGCUCCUCCUACUAACACUACUACUGCUGCUCCUCCUACAACUCCUCCUCCUACUAACACUACUACCCCUGCUCCUCCUACGACUCCUACUAUGACUCCUCCUCCUACUAACACUACUACCCCUGCUCCUGCUACGACUCUUCCUCCUACCAACACUACUACUCCUGCUCCUCCUACUAACACUACUACCCCUGUUUCUCCUACGACUCCUCCUCCUACCAACACUACUACCCCUGCUCCUCCUACUACAACUACUAUUCCACCUCCUACUACUUCCUCUACUCCUCCUCCUCUGGUUUGUGACAAUGGUGGGAUAUCACUGAAUGGUGUCUGUAUCUGUCCUGAUGAGUGGACCGGAGAGACAUGCUCACAAAAGAAUUUCUGUCGAGAACGAGAGUUGAAUGGAUUCAAAUUCUCAAGCACACCCAUCGGCUGGUUCGCAUAUUCUCAGCAAAUCUGUGAUCCAGGAACGAGUGCUGCUGGGAAGCCACAGGCUUCGACCAGAUGUUCCACCAAGAACAGACUGCCGAGUUUCGAGGAUCCACCAAAGAUCCUUCAGUGUGACCAGUCGCUCAGCGACAUACAACAAAAUCUUACCAGCCCAGCUGAUUUAGAGUCGCUGGCAACCAGCACUCAAAUUCUGACCUCCAAACCCGAAGAGCUGACGGCCGAAAACAUCACAGCAGCAGCUCAGAUCGCCAACACACUGCUGCUGUCUCCGAACGCCACAGAGAGCGUCAGGGUGGCAGCGGUAGCUACAGUCAGCCAGCUGCUGAACGCCAGCACUCCAGACGACAGCAAGGAAAACAACGCUACUCUGGGCCUCACGAUGACCCUGGACCAGCUCGCUGUGAACCUGAGCCUCAGUCUCAACACAUCUCAGUCUCAAGUGGUCCAACCAAACCUGGUGGUGCAGUCGACACAAAUCCCUGCUGCAGGCACUCAGGGAGUCCAGUUCACGUCUCUGACAGGGGUGUCUGGGAGUUUCGUUGCUGACCGAAUUCAGCUGAACACCAACACGUCAACAGUUGUGGUGGAAAACGGGUUUAUAGCCGACGCCCUGAUAUACGUUCAAUUCCCACCAGAAGCUGUCAGUGGUCGUCAGAAGCCAUCAAACGUCUUGCUGGGUUUCGUCCUCUACCAGAAUGACCGUUUCUUCAGGUCGAGACGCUACAAACGGCAACGGGCCGCCAUCAGGGUCUUGUCAGCCAGCGUCAAAGGUCAGGAGCGCAGCGUGGUGCCGCAACACGUGGAGAUGCUGUUCAGACCAACUAUUGGCAAUGGUACGUCUCUGUACGAUUUUGCCUGUGUUUUCUGGGACUACAGUCUGGAGGACUGGAGCACUGACGGCUGCUCUAAAGGAAACGCUUCAGACGGACUCCUGAGAUGUUUCUGCAACCACACCACCAACUUCGCUGCUCUCUGGUCAUUCAGAGAGAAUUAUGAGUAUGCAGAGGCCCUGGACGCCAUUUCCAUUGUGGGACUUUCGUUCUCUAUCCUAGGUUUGGUUGUAACGAUCAUUCACCACGUUAAAGAGAACUUUCACAGAAACUCUCGCGAGCGACAGAACAACAAGAACUCAAAGACAGCUCUGCUGUGUAUCUACGUCAGCCUGCUGGCCUUCAUCAUCACCUUCCUCUCCGGGGUCGGAAACUCAAGCAGACAGAAUGACGCUCAGACCAACAACAAAAACAACACCAUUCCGGAGUCUGACGAGCACGUGGAGACAGAUGCAGGCUCGUGCACGGUGGUGGCGGCUCUGCUGCACUUCUUCCUGUUAGCUACCUUCACGUGGAACGCCGUAUAUGGCACUCAGCUGGUGCUGCUGGUCCGGACCGUGCGUCGUGGUCUUCCUCCAUACUGGAGUAAACUCAGCCUCGCUGUGGGAUGGGGAGUCCCGGCCAUUGUUGUGGCGAUCACACUGGGAGCCACUUACCGGGUGGACAACCCUCUGGGAUACAGACAGGAGGAAUUUUGCUGGCUUGCAGCUCUGGAUAAGGACAAACAGUUUCACUUUGGGAAACCGAUGUUUGGGGGUUUCCUCCUUCCGGUCGGUCUGAUCCUGAUGUACAACAUUGUUCUGUUGGUUCUGGCCUCUCUGACGACAUGCAGGACUGACCCAACCCUAAGGAGCACCCGUCAGUCGUCUUUGACCAGGAAGUUCCUCGUCAGUUUUUCUCUGGCGGUGUUACUGGGUCUGUCAUGGACUCUGGGAUACCUGGUGCUCGUCACAAGAGGACAUGCCCACCUGGUCUUCAGCAUUGUCUUCUGCCUCUGUACAACCACACAGGGGUUUCAGAUAUUCAUCCUCUUUACGGCCAGAACGCCGACCUUCAGGGCCGCUGUGUCACGGUCUGUCCGGUACAUCUCGUCCAUCUCUAUUAAUAUCAGCAGCAGAACGUACAGUCUGACGAAGAACUCGGGGAGGACAGACAGCUCCGAGUCCUACAGAGCUUGGAACGACCCUGCAGAUACUCAAACCUUUGAAAUGAAAAGACAAUGAGGGUGGACUUUGGUGGAAAUUAGAAAAUGGUUUAUUUUAGAAAUGUAAGAAAUCUUUUAUGUUAAAAUGGACCGUGGAGGAUGAGCCCAUUCUCUGGAAAACAACUCACCCAAAAUAGAUCCUAGGAUCAGAUAAGAUAAAAGCUGAUGUUUUAACAGUCAGGGAUCAAAUCUAUUCUUUUAACCAUAAACUGGCCAUAAACUGGCACCAGCUUGGCCAGUUUAUGCUGUUGUUUCAUCAGUAGGGGCGGAUUAUUCUGCACAUACUCAGUGUGCUCUUUUAGAAAACUCACUGGAGACAAUGAGCCACUGGAGGGCGCCAAACUCCAGACAAAGAACUGCAUGCAGCAGUUUACAGACACACAGAGCUGGUGCAAAGAAAUUAAGUACAUUUAUUCUCUCAU